This is a messenger RNA of Saccostrea echinata, 2664 nucleotides long. RefSeq names its product ESF1 homolog. The coding region runs from base 7 to 2664 and encodes 885 amino acids. Lineage: Eukaryota; Metazoa; Mollusca; Bivalvia; Ostreida; Ostreidae. Gene Ontology annotation, molecular function: RNA binding. The transcript is spliced from 16 exons. Gene Ontology annotation, cellular component: nucleus. Gene Ontology annotation, biological process: rRNA processing. The record is from RefSeq and is a predicted model, not a curated record.
UUGGCCAUGGAGAGAGUUAGCAAAGAUGCCCGCUUUUCACACAUCACUAAAGAUCUACGAUUUCGUAGAAUGUCUAAAAACACACAGAAAGUUAAAAUUGAUAAACGCUUUAAAGACAUGUUUACAGACAAACGCUUUAAGCUGAAGUAUUCCGUGGAUAAGAGAGGAAAACCAAUGAAUAUGACAACUAACGAGAACCUGAAGAAGUAUUACGAGUUGUCAGACAGCAUGGAAGAAGAUAAUGUAGAUGAUGGCAAAGACAGUGAAGAUGACAAAGAUGAAAGUGAUGAUGAUGAGGAGGCAGCAAAGAAAUCAGGAAAUCAAACAAAGACGAAAAACAAAGAAACAACAAAAUUAAAAAUGGACAAUGUUAAGGAAGGCUUGAAUAGUGAUUCAGUGAAAAAAGAAAGUAGUGUGCCAGAUAAAAAGAAAAAGAAACAGUGCAAAAUGAAAGAUUCAGUGAAAGAGAGAAAGAAAACAAUGAAAGUCAGAAGUGAUUCAGAAGAGGAGGUUUUAGAGCAAAACCUGGGAAAGGCUUCAAAGAAAAAAGCCAUGAAGAGCAGGAAGAAGAAGACAGAAAUUAAGGUGACAGAGGAAGAUUCUUCUUCUGAUGAUGAGGAGGACAAGAAAGAGGAGGAGUUCAGGUUUGAGGAAAACUCGGAUGAUGAAGACUCAGGUUUAGGGGAAGGCCCUGAUCUGGCUCGAGGAGAAGGCAACGUGGAGACGUCCUCAUCUGAGGAAGACGAUGAUAGUGAGGAGGAGGAAGAAAAUCAGGAAGAGUUUGACCAUGGCUGGGGAGAGCUUGAUAAAGAUGUUCACACUACAGAGGAACUGGGACACAGACUCUCUGUGUGUAACAUGGACUGGGAUAGAAUCAAGUCUCAGGACAUCUUUGUUUUACUUCAUUCAUUUGUACCAACAGGAGGCAGCAUCAAAUCUGUCAAGGUUUAUCCUUCUGAGUUUGGUCUUCAAAGGAUGAAGGAGGAAGCAUUAUCAGGACCAACAGAACUGGUCCAGGACAAACGAGAGAAUCCUCCCGAGGCAGAGGGGGAGGAGGAGGAUUAUGAAGAGAAUCAGGGGACCCGUUACCAUAGAGAGAAAUUACGUCGUUACCAGCUCAAUCGACUGAAGUAUUACUAUGCUGUCGUGGACACAGAUUCUAUAGGGACAGCCAGUAAGAUUUAUGAGGAGUGUGAUGGAAUGGAAUACGAGUCCAGCUCGACCAAACUAGAUCUCAGGUUUAUACCAGAUGACAUGGAGUUUACUGAGGAACCUAAGUCCGUGUGUACUGAGAUGCCUGCUGCCUACAAUCCCUCAUUGUUUGUGUCAACUGCCCUGGCUCAGUCAAAGGUGAAUUUAACCUGGGAUGAAACAGACCAGGACCGAAUCAAAGUGACUAUGAUGAACUCGUCACAAAGGAAGAAGACAGAUGAUGUUAAUGAGGAGGACUUUCAGGCUUAUCUGGCGUCCAGCUCUGAGGAAGAGGAAGACAAAGAUGAUGAUCAUCCUGUUGUUGAUGAAGAUGACAAUGAUAAUGAAGAUGACAAUGAGGAGAGUCAGAUACAGAAAUAUCGCAGUCUCCUCCAGUCGUUAGAUAACGACAAAGACCAGAAGAAAAAGAAAGAGGUCGAAAUGGAGGUCACAUGGGAACCAGGAUUAAAAGAGACAACAGAGAAGAUUGUGAAACACAAAGAAAAGACAAAAGACCAGACUCCGUGGGAUCAGUAUCUGAUGAAGAAGAAAGAGAAGAGACAAAGAAAGAGAGAAGAAAGAAUGAGCGGAAAAAUGACGAGUGAUAAAGAACCAGAGGAACAGGCUGCUUUCAGUGAUGAUGAUCUACCAGCAGGUGUAGACGAGGAUCCAUUCUUCAAACAGAGUCUGGACAGUGAAGAUGGAGAGGACAGGAAACCAAAAGCUGAGUCUAAGAAGACAAAGAAGAAAAAAAGGAAAGAGAAAACAUUGAAGUCAAUGACCAAAGAUACAGAGGGUGAACUGGAACUUCUAAUGAUGGAUGAAGAAACUGACAACAGGAAACAUUUCAAUCUGAAGUCAAUCAUGAAAGACUCAAAGAAAAAGAAGAAAUUAUCUGGGGAUCAAAAACCAGAGGAAGAUUUUCAGAUAAAUGUAAAGGAUGACAGAUUUACUGCCAUUUUUGAUUCCCAUCUGUACAACAUUGAUCCAUCGGCACCAGAGUUUAAGAAGACCAAAUCAAUGGAGGCAAUUAUUGAAGAGAAACUGAAGCGAAGGACAUCAGGAAAAACCCAGAAAACUGUCAGCGGACAAAAACGGAAAUCAGAGAGUGACCAUAUUAACACUGGACACUUGGCUAAGAAGCUUGAUUCAGAAAGCAUAUCAUCUCUUAUUCAUUCUGUUAAAUCUAAAACACAGACUUUUCAGAACAAGAAAACGAAAAAAUAUGAUAUUUCAAGCUUGAUGUCCCCAGGGUUGACACAGUCCACAUUCUAUGUAACGGAGGAACAGUCCAUCCUGGUCUAUGAUGUGGACACAGUCAUUGUUAGAAUCAGCUGUAAGGAUGUGACUCUGACUGUCUGUGGUGAUUCCUCAUGGACUGAAUGGUUGGUUUUUUGGAGCAGGAGUAUGGCCAGUGAACUUGAAUCUCAGUUUCCCGGCCUGAUUGACCACCACUACUGCUCUAGCUCCUAA